GGAAGCAAAGAUGAAGACUGGAUGGGAGCAUAGACAGAGGCAAGUUCUUUUGAUCUUAAUUUUACUGGGAGUGGCUGGGGCAGGCUGGAAGCCCCACCGUUACUUUGUGUUGGAGGAAACACCUGGUGGCACGUUUUUGGCUGAUCUAGUUAAGGACCUAGGGCUGGAAGUUGCAGAGCUGGCUGCUCGAGGGGCCCAGGUGGUCUUUGAGGAUAAUGAAUCUCGCUUGCAGCUUGAUCUACAGACUGGGAAGCUCGUAUUAAAUGAAAAACUGGACCGGGAGAAGCUGUGUGGCUCCACUGAGCCCUGUGUCACUCGUUUCCAAGUGUUACUGAAAAAACCACUGGAAAUAUUUCGAGCUGAGCUACUAGUGGGAGACAUAAAUGAUCAUUCUCCCGAGUUUCCUGAAAGAGAAAUGACCGUGAAAAUCACAGAAAACAGCCCCAUUGGUGCUGUGUUUCUACUUAAAAGCGCUCAGGACUUGGAUGUGGGCAACAACAGCAUUAAGAACUAUAGCCUUAGUACCAAUUCUCAUUUCCACGUUUCCAUCCGCAACCGAGGUGAUGGGAGGAAAUACCCAGAGCUGGUGCUGGACAAAGAGCUUGAUCGUGAGGAGCAAGCAGAGUUCAGAUUGACUCUGACAGCACUGGAUGGUGGUUCUCCGCCCAGGGCUGGCACCUCGCGAAUACGGAUUAUUGUCUUGGAUGUCAAUGACAAUGCCCCUGAGUUUGUGCAGGCGCUCUAUCAGGUGCAAAUCCUAGAGAACAGCCCCGUGGGUUCCCUUGUUGCUAAGGUCUGGGCUAAGGAUUUAGACACUGGGACAAACGGAGAAGUGUCAUACUCUCUUUUACAUAGUUCUCAGGAGAUGAGCAAAACUUUUGAGCUAAAUGCCAUGUCAGGAGAGAUUCGACUGAUUAAAACACUGGACUUUGAGACAGCAUCUUCAUAUGAAGUAGAUAUAGAAGCAUCCGAUGGCGGAGGGCUUUCUGGAAAAUGCUCUGUUUCUAUUCAGGUGAUGGAUGUCAAUGAUAAUUAUCCAGAAUUAACUAUUUCAUCGAUCACCAACCCUAUCCCAGAAAAUUCACCAGAGACAGAAGUGGCUCUGUUUCGGAUUCGAGACCGAGAUUCUGGAGAAAAUGGAAGGACGGUUUGUUCCAUCCAGGAUGGUGUUCCCUUUACACUGGAACCUUCUGUUGAGAACUUCUAUAGAAUAAUGACAGAAGGAGCACUGGACAGAGAAAGCAGAGAUGAAUACAACAUCACCAUCACAGUCACCGACCUAGGCACACCCAGACUUAAAACCCAGCACACCAUAACUGUGCAGGUGUCCGAUGUCAACGACAACGCCCCCGUCUUCACAAAAACCUCCUACACCCUGUUUGUCCAGGAGAACAACAGCCCCGCCCUGCACAUAGGCACCAUCAGCGCCACAGAUUCAGACUCAGGCUCCAAUGCCCACAUCACCUACUCGGUGCUGCCCACCGACGACCCUCAACUGGCCCUCUCCUCACUCAUCUCCAUCAAUGCAGACAACGGGCAGCUGUUUGUGCUCAGGGCGCUGGAUUAUGAGGCCCUGCAGACCUUCAAGUUCCGUGUAGGAGCCACAGACCAAGGCUCGCCCACGCUCAGCACUCAGGCACUAGUGCGUGUCCAGGUGCUGGACAUCAACGACAAUGCACCCUUUGUGCUCUACCCUCUGCAGAACGCCUCUGUACCUUGCACUGAGAUGCUGCCCAGGGCGGCAGAGCCAGGCUACCUGGUCACCAAGGUGGUGGCUGUUGACCGUGACUCAGGCCAGAAUGCCUGGCUGUCAUUCCAGCUGCUCAAGGCCACGGAGCCAGGACUGUUCAGCGUGUGGGCUCACAAUGGCGAGGUGCGCACUUCCAGGCUCCUGAGUGAGCGUGAUGCUCCCAAACACAGGCUGUUGCUGAUGGUCAAGGACAAUGGUGAUCCUCCAAGGUCUGUCAGUGUCACUCUGCAUGUGCUGCUGGUGGAUGGCUUCUCACAGCCUUACCUGCCUCUGCCCGAGGUGGCACACGAACCUGCACAAGACGAGUAUGUGGUCACUCUGUACCUGGUCAUCGCCUUGGCAUCUGUGUCUUCCCUCUUCCUCUUGUUUGUGCUGCUGUUUGUGGGGGUGAGGCUGUGCAGGAGGGCCAGAGCAACCUCGCUGGGUGGCUGCUCUGUGCCUGAGGGACACUUUCCUAGCCACCUAGUGGAUGUAAGCGGCACGGGCACCCUGUCCCAGAACUACCAGUAUGAGGUGUGUCUGACCGGAGACUCUCAAAGUAAUGAAUUUAGAUUCUUGAAGCCCAUGUUUUCCAAUAUUCUAGGCCAAAACUGUGGUGGGCAAUCAGGAGAUAAUCCAUCCUUCCCAAGUAUUUUAGGCAUAUGA
Molecule: messenger RNA, 2395 nt
Organism: Phodopus roborovskii (desert hamster)
Lineage: Eukaryota; Metazoa; Chordata; Mammalia; Rodentia; Cricetidae
Product: protocadherin beta-15-like
Biological process (GO): homophilic cell-cell adhesion
Cellular component (GO): plasma membrane
Molecular function (GO): calcium ion binding
Source: RefSeq, a predicted model, not a curated record